GGGUAUAAAUGAGAAGGUUUCAGCAGAGCUCCCCACCUGGUCCUGAGCUCCCUCACAGAAUCACCUCCUGCCCCACCAGCAACCAGUGACCGCAGCAUGAGGGGCUCGGUGGUGGCACUGGCCUUGCUGGCUCUCCUGGUGGUGGCACAGGAGGGACACGGGGAAGGGAACACCGUCAGGCUCUGCGGGAGAGACUUCAUCCGAGCCGUCGUCUUCACCUGCGGCGGCUCUCGCUGGAAAAGGCAUUUGACUGAUUAUCACUACCUGUUUGCUUCAAGUUUCGAUGGGGCAGAGAGUGACAACCCCCUGCCUUUCUCACAAGAGAACAAGGGUUACGCCGACUCCUCGGCACAGGCAGCCCUGGAGACCGACAGCGAAGAAAUCCAGGACAUCCAGCCCGGGACAGAGCGGGAUUCACGGCGCAGCAGGAAAAUGUCUGCCCUAAAAAAGCGCGAAGCCGCCAAACUGCUGACCACGUCCUGCUGCAGCAUCGGCUGCAGCGAGAGAGAGAUCAGUUCCCUCUGCUGAAACCCAUCGGCUGGCAGCCCUCCCAUAUUAAAAUAAUUGUGACAUAAACCA
Messenger RNA from Calidris pugnax (ruff), 579 nucleotides. It is a transcript of the gene INSL5, whose product is annotated as insulin like 5. Gene Ontology annotation, cellular component: extracellular region. Lineage: Eukaryota; Metazoa; Chordata; Aves; Charadriiformes; Scolopacidae. The record is from RefSeq and is a predicted model, not a curated record. Gene Ontology annotation, molecular function: hormone activity. Bases 97 to 528 code for a protein of 143 amino acids. The transcript has 2 exons.